Messenger RNA from Malus domestica (apple), 1180 nucleotides. RefSeq lists its product as uncharacterized. NCBI's taxonomy places the organism in Eukaryota, Viridiplantae, Streptophyta, Magnoliopsida, Rosales, Rosaceae. Gene Ontology annotation, cellular component: UDP-N-acetylglucosamine transferase complex. The record is from RefSeq and is a predicted model, not a curated record. Gene Ontology annotation, molecular function: hexosyltransferase activity. Gene Ontology annotation, biological process: dolichol-linked oligosaccharide biosynthetic process.
AAGGGCAUUUCAACAAAAUAAGAAAAGAAAAACUCUGUGCGUGCAAAGUGCGCACCUUUCUCCUCCUCCUCUCUCUUACAAGCUCAGUCUGAGCAGCGAUGGCGAAGCUUGCAGUCAUGGUGAAGACAAGAAAUUAAGGAAUCAGAUCACUAGCCUGAUAUUCAAGCCAUCGCCAAUUCUCCGUCUCUGUCUCUCUCUCUCUGGUGACUUGCGAGGUACGACCACCAUCACCAACCACAUCACCGCCGUCUCGUCCCAAUCGCGACAACCCUAUCAUCGCCAUCUAGAACACCACCAUCAUCCUGCAAAUCGAAAUCGACCACCUUCAUCUCAUGUCCUCCCAAAUUAAGAUUUAGGGAUCGGUGAAACUAGGUGGGAAAGCGCAGGUCAGGACUCAGCGCUAUGGAGAUAGAAAGGCUGAUGGAUGGAUCCUUCCGUUGAAAACAAAAAAAACUCAGCUCAAUCAUUUCUUUCAGGGUUGAGUAGUUCAUGCUUUUCGGAAACUGACGAGGUUUUAGAUGGGGGAUUCUGAGGUUAAUGUGAAGGCUCAGAAGACAGUUUUUGUAACUGUUGGAACUACUAGUUUUGAUGCUCUUGUUAGAGCGGUGGAUACACAUGAGUUUAAAGAAGAGUUGUCGAAAAGAGGGUAUACUCGGCUUCUAAUCCAUGGGCGCGGAUCCUAUAUUCCAACAAAGGCUGAAGGAGGAGAUGAGCCCCUUGCUGUUGAUUACUUCACUUUUUCUUCAAGCAUUGCAGACCACCUGAGAGCCGCAUCUCUUGUGAUCAGUCAUGCAGGGUCAGGUAGCAUAUUUGAGACAUUGAGGCUUGGUAAGCCCUUAAUUGUUGUCGUGAAUGAAGAUCUGAUGGAUAACCAUCAAAGUGAGUUGGCAGAAGAACUAGCAGACAGGAAGCAUUUGUACUAUGGUCGCCCGCAGACACUUCAUCACGUUGUAGCAGAUAUGAAUUUGGAUUCUCUCGUUCCUUACCAUCCAGGUGAUGCGACACCAGUUGCCAAGCUUAUCAACAGGUUCCUUGGUUUUGCAGAUGAAUGACGGAAUUGUAAAACGUUACGACUUUUUUACUGAAUCUAUCGAUGAUGUCUUUUGCAUGUUAUCGAUCAAGAUGCAUGUUUGGUUGGCUAGGAUCUCAAAUACUUUUGGGUAUCAGAUUGGGAAGACUU